AAGACUACAAAAUACUCUCAUUUUAAUCAACAGUAGCAGUUUGGAGUUGAAAUGACAAUAUGUCUGACAUCAACACGACCAGCCUGGCAGACAAGUUACAGGACCUGGAGUUGUGCCUCAAAAGUCAGCAUGAACAAGAAGUCAGUUAUGGACAGGCACUGAGGGAAGCUAUUGUUCACAUGGACCUCUUGAUUGAGGUAGAAGUCUUGAAAAGUCUUGGAGACCUGCAUCUUCAUAAAGGCAAGCUCAGUAAAGAUGCAGCAGAGUUUGACAAGGCUGCUGCCCUGUAUGCUGCUGCCCUACUGCGCUGCACAGAUCCAGACAUGGGACAAACACUGGAACAUCGUAUCGGCUACAUGGAGAAACUCUCCAAACAACUGCUGCAGGGGUACAGUCCACACUUCCGGUGGUUGUUAUCAGACUACUGGGGUACUGCUGACAGUAAUGUAUUAAGGGUGGCAGAGAUUUGUGACAAAUUAGACAGAAGUGACAAAAAAUCCAAGCAAUGUGUUGAGGAGACUUACACAGAAACAUUAGUGACUGCAAUAGAAAAUAGUGACAUGUUCUUGGAGGUUGAGGUUUUGAAAUCUCUUGGAGAUUUCUAUCUUGAGAAAGGCAAGAAAACCUCUCAUGUAUCCCAGUUCUCCAAGGCAGCUGCCAUGUACAAGAAAGCCCUGAGAAGUUGUGAGGAUUCUGUGACAAAACAGACUUUGGGCCAUCGUAUACGUUAUGCAGAAAAGAUCAGGAAAGCAGUAAAAAUGUCAGUAUCAAAUGAAUCAAAAUGGAGACAGAGAAGAUCACCCGUGGGACAGCACUGUGGGAACAUCAGAAAACCUUCUGCAGACCAUAACCUCCAUCCAAACAUACCAAGGUGGGGAUACAGUGAUGCUACAGGAAAGAGUAAAGUCACAGACAUCAGUACCACAACACUGGGAGAUAAUGACAGGUCAACACAGAGAAGAGGCAGAGCCCCUGUACAGGUUGGCUAAAGUCUACUUGAAGAGAGGAAUCCUGUCAAAAGAUGGAGGUG
This is a messenger RNA of Branchiostoma floridae (Florida lancelet), 1030 nucleotides long. RefSeq lists its product as uncharacterized. The transcript has 4 exons. Lineage: Eukaryota; Metazoa; Chordata; Leptocardii; Amphioxiformes; Branchiostomatidae. Bases 60 to 989 code for a protein of 309 amino acids. Gene Ontology annotation, molecular function: protein binding. The record is from RefSeq and is a predicted model, not a curated record.